GCAGAGUUCUAAUAAAGAACCUGCGUUUUGUUGUUGCUGUCAUUGUUCUGACCCAGUGUCUGUCAUAUUGAAAGCGUUGAUCUGAAGCCAAGCCGUCGAUCUGACGUCAUCACCAGCGUGUGUUUCCAUUCAUGGACAAAGAGAAGUGCAGCGACAUUCGUCCUCAGUGCUCCUGGAUGGAGGUGCAUCAGUUCAUUGGUGACCUUAUCACAUCUGGAAACGCCUUGCAGGAUCAGCCAGAUGUGCUGAACGCAGCGUGGGGGUUGGCUGGCGGUGGUGGUGGUGUUGAGGCUCUGCGGUUCAAAGGUCCUUCACUUGAACCUCUGCAACAACUGCGACCUGCCCGGGACAAGCCCGAGGCAGAGCCGGGCCGACAGAUCCAGCCUGGGGCAUCCCAGAGGAAGGGAGAGGCCAGAGACAAGAGAGGAGAUGUGCAUAACGCCUGCACCUGCCCUGGCUGCCCUUCCGCCACUUCUCCACCUUCCUUUGAGACUUUAAAACCGAGGCAACCUUUGCCCGUACCCCGUCACUCGGAUGCGGUGUGCCACCCCAAAGACCUCAGCAGUGCUGCUCCAAUGAGUCUCAACAUGUGCUUACCAGACACCCCUGAACCAAGCAGCACCACAUCCGAGCUAGAGACCAGGGCUACCAGUCGCCCGCAGAGGGAGGAUGAAGAGAGAGGGACCGCAGAGCAGACUCCUCCGUCCAGAGCGUCCUCCUCAGGCUCCUUCCCCCACCUCUCCAUGUUUCCCUGCUUGUGUUGCCAUCGCGGCCUACAAACCUGCAGCCAGAUUCUGAGCCACCAAGAAGGCACAGACUCCCUGUUUGCUCGCACCCGCGGCCAUCAUCCCUUUCAUCACCACCACUGUCCUGUGACCUCUUGUUUACCCUGCCCUCAGCUAGCGCGCUCUCAUGCUCCACAGUUCUCUGGCCCUUUUCCCUGCUUGGCCUGCCAGGGCUCCUUUCCUACCUGUACUCAGGUCUGCCAGCACCACCAGCACAGACAAACACACACUCAGCAACAAGGGGAAAGAGGUAGGGCGGCUACGACCAUGCUGCCUCUUCAUCCCUGUAUGCACUGCUCUGCAUCUUUUUCCAGACCGUCCCAGCUGCUGCAGCACCAGCGCUCCGAGCACGCCCAAAAACCAUCCGGCUUCCUCUGCACAGAGUGCGGCAGGGCCUUCAACUCACACAGCAACCUCCGCAUCCACCUCAAUGUGCACACCGGCGCCCGGCCCUACACCUGCUCUGACUGCGGGAAGAGUUUUAGCCAGUCAGGGGCUCUGAAGAUCCACAGGCGGAUUCACACUGGCGAAAGGCCAUAUUCCUGUGGAUUUUGCGGCAGGGGGUUUCCCCAUCUGGCGGGGGUCCGGGCCCAUCAGAGGACCCACACAGGAGAGAAACCCUACUGCUGUAGCCAGUGUGGGAAAUGUUUCACCCAGUCAGGAGCUCUUAAGAUUCAUAUGCGCAUCCACACAGGAGAGAGGCCCUUCAUCUGCAGCUUUUGUGAGAAAAGCUUUUCCAACCGCUCCGGGAUCCGCUUCCACUACCGCACAGUCCACGGACUGGCCCCCGAACAUGCCAGAGAAGCUGGAGCUGGGGAUGCAUAUCGGGGAUCAGCCGGCCGUGGUUGUCCACCCGGGCGUCCCAGGACUUUUCCUCCAUCUGGCGUUUUGCUAAAUACACCUAACAUUUUAGAUAGCAACUCACACACAGCUCCAAAGUCCGGAGAGUCUCCUGUGUUGACGGCUGCUCAUGCUGCUAAUGACAGCAAAUCUCAGUCAGCGGGAGCAAACCCAGGCAGCAACAGAGAGGGCCUUCUGUAUGCAUGUGAAGACUGUGGCCUGCGCUUUAAGGACGCCCCGUCCAGAAACGGGCACCAGACUCUGAUGCACUACUCGUCCGAGGGGAGAGAGGAGGAGGAGGAGGAGGAGGAGGAGGAGGAACAGGAACAGGAGGAACAGAGGAAAGAGUUAAGCACAAACCAGAGGGUCCACGAUAACAGUCGAGAGUGAAUU
Messenger RNA from Anoplopoma fimbria (sablefish), 2018 nucleotides. RefSeq lists its product as uncharacterized. The transcript is spliced from 3 exons. The coding region runs from base 132 to 2015 and encodes 627 amino acids. Gene Ontology annotation, biological process: regulation of transcription by RNA polymerase II. The record is from RefSeq and is a predicted model, not a curated record. Gene Ontology annotation, molecular function: RNA polymerase II cis-regulatory region sequence-specific DNA binding; DNA-binding transcription factor activity. NCBI's taxonomy places the organism in Eukaryota, Metazoa, Chordata, Actinopteri, Perciformes, Anoplopomatidae.